GACGCUCUUCUGAUCUGUGUUGGGUAAAGAAAGAGAGACGAGAUGAACGGCGGUAGGGAGGAAGAAGAGAAGGGGUUAUUGUGGAAGCUACCGGCAGUUAAAUCGAAAGAAUUGGGAAAGAUUGGACCUGCUUUUGGUAUUGGCGCCGGAUGCGGUUUAGGUUUCGGCGUGGGACUCAUUGGAGGUGCCGGGUUUGGAGCGGGAAUUCCGGGUUUGCAGUUGGGAUUUGGAUUUGGAGGUGGAUGUGGUGUUGGUUUGGGUUUUGGAUACGGUCUGGGAAAAGGGAUCGCCUAUGAUGGCAAUCGCAGGCACUCAAAUGUUGGCAGAUUUCGCAGCAAUGGGAAUCUGAAUCUGAAUCUUCCUGUGCAGGAUGAAAUUGGUGCACUUGUUGAUGAGCUAGUUGUGAAUACAAAAAAGCUAAUUGAAGCAACUUCCAGAGAGGUGGACAAGUGGAGAAGAUAGAUAGAUAGAGAGAGGUUCAUAUAUAUUUGUAAUAUAUUGUAUAAUUGAGGUUUUCAUUUGCUUGGUCUGUAUGCAUGUAUGUAUGUAUAUGUAUUUGCUGGAACACACAGUAUAUGCAUUGGGUUUGACUUGUGUUUGAUGGAUUCCCUUCUA
Erythranthe guttata (spotted monkey flower) is the source of this 615-nucleotide messenger RNA. Its product is annotated as glycine-rich protein. The record is from RefSeq and is a predicted model, not a curated record. NCBI's taxonomy places the organism in Eukaryota, Viridiplantae, Streptophyta, Magnoliopsida, Lamiales, Phrymaceae.